GACUUGACGGGUCUGGAAGACAUGGAAAGAUGUCGGACUCUGCUGGAGCGACACAACUGGGACAUGGAAGUAGCCGUACAAGACAGAUUUAAUGAGGAGGAGGGAAGACCGUCAUUAUUUAGAGACCAGCAGAGAGAAGUGAGGACACCUCCAGUGAAUGUCAGUCCUGUAGACCAAAGGGUCAUCCAUAUAUCUCGAGGUCGACCACCCCAGGGGAUUAUGGGGUGGGGCAUCUUUAUAGUCAUGCUUCCAUUCAGAUUUGUGUACAGCUCAUUAAUGGACAUUCUACGGUUCUUUUGGAGACUUUUUAUGCCAGACCCAAGAAGAACUGUAACAGACCCAGUUGGAGAUGUGACCUCUUUUAUACAGGAAUAUGACAGUCAGUUUGGUGAGACACAUCCAGUAUUUUACCAGGGCUCCUAUAGCCAGGUCCUGAAUGAUGCCAAGAAUGAGCUGAAAUUUCUCCUAGUCUAUUUACAUGGUGAUGACCACCAGGACACUCCAGAGUUCUGUAGGUCAACGUUGGGUAAUGCUGAUGUAAUAGAGUUUAUUGAUGCACGUAUGCUGUUUUGGGGCUGCAAUACAAAUAGCCCAGAAGGGUUCAGAGUGUCCCAAGCGCUGAGAGAGAACACAUACCCCUUUUUAGCUUUAAUAGUAUUACGUCAAAAUAGAAUGACAGUGGUGGCAAGGAUAGAGGGACCAAUAGGUCCUGUUGAGUUAAUAGAAAGGUUAACUCGGGUUAUGGAGGAUAACGAGGCCUCACUAAUUGCAGUAAGAGCUGACAGGGAGGAGCGUCAUUUUAAUCGUUCACUACGAGAACAGCAGGAUGAAGCAUAUCUUGAAUCUCUGAAAGCGGACCAAGAAAAGGAAAAGAAAAAGAGAGAAGAAAUGGAAAAACAAAAGCAAGAGUUAGAAGAAGCUAAAAGAAGAGAAAUGGAAAUUGUUAAAAAACAAGAAGAAAUCAUGAGGAGAAAGGAGGAGUUGAGGACGUCCAUACCAGAGGAACCUGCUGUCGAUGAUCCUGAUGCAAUCAAAGUGUUAGUGAAACUGCCUGAUGGGACAAGAAUAGAGAGAAGAUUUUGUGGUUCCUGGUCUGCUAAGCAUCUCUACAACUUUGUCUUCUGCCAUGAAAUGACACCAGAUGACUUCUCCAUUGUAACAAACUUUCCUCGUAAAACGUUGCCAUGCCAACCAGUUGAUGGACAGCCAGACCCACCCUCUUUUAUAGAAUUAAAGUUUGGAAAGUCAGAACUUGUCUUUGUUCACGACCAUGAAGCUUGAAAUCAAGGAGUCUGCUUUAAAGAAUGACCUUGACAUUGGUAGAUAUAUUGGUGGAUAGGCCUUGACAUUGGUAAAUAGGCCUUAACAUUGAUGGAAAGGCUAUGGCAUAGUUGUAAAGACCUUGACAUUGGUGAAUAAACCUUGUCAUGGAUUAAAAGAUUGUGGCAUGGAGAUGGCCUUGACCUAUUGAGAUGUGACCUUGACCUUGAGUUGGGACUCUUAAUAUGAAGGGCUUGAAAAAGAGGCAAAGGAGAAAAGAAAUGUGAAUUUAACUUUGAAUUAAAUAUUGAAAAGUCAUUCUAAUAGUUUAAAAAUUCAUGAAGUGUUAUGCAAUCAAUGCUGUGUGCCAAGAGGCAGUGAUAUAAAUUGGAAGAUUUUGACAAUGAAAGAUUGUUGAAUCCAGGCAGUUUUUUAUCUGCACUAUUUUAAUUCAUUUCAUAUGGAAUAAUUUUGUUAAAUAUUGAUGAUGAGUGUUUCAAAUGGAAAUCAUCUGAGGUAACCUAAAAUGAGGAUCUCAGCAGUGCAUGAUGUCAGAUACGAGAGUAGAAAAGGGGGGAGAAUCUGUUUAAAGUAGAGUUAACUUUAAGUGAUA
Lingula anatina is the source of this 1873-nucleotide messenger RNA. RefSeq names its product FAS-associated factor 2. Gene Ontology annotation, biological process: ERAD pathway. The record is from RefSeq and is a predicted model, not a curated record. Gene Ontology annotation, cellular component: endoplasmic reticulum. NCBI's taxonomy places the organism in Eukaryota, Metazoa, Brachiopoda, Lingulata, Lingulida, Lingulidae. Gene Ontology annotation, molecular function: ubiquitin binding.